AAUGAUUUCCUCAGGGAAUACUUGCCUUGGCGCAAUGAAUAUCUUUCAGUGUUGUUGGAGUUGGAACAGCUGAUCAACAAUGGGAAAUGUGAGGAUUGCGGACGAGAGGAGGGCUUUAUUCGUUGUCUGUCCUGCUCAGGAGAGCACAGCUGGUGUUCCUCAUGUGCUGUCAAAGCCCACCAGCACAACCCCUUCCACAACCUUCAGCUUUGGAAUGGCAAGUUCUACGAGUCUACUACCCUAUGGGACCAUGGGUAUAUAAUGCAUCUUGGCCAUGGGGGACAUCCUUGUCCCAAUGUGUUGCAGCAGUCAAACCUGUCACCCUGGUCAGAUCUUGGAGCCAUGGAAGAUGUGUUUGCACACGUGGAGGGGGAUACUAUUUAUGAAACACAGUUGGGAUUGUCUAACCUGGUCAUUGUGCACUCCACUGGAGUUUACUCACACUGUGUAUCCUGGUGUCAGUGUCCUGGAGCUGAGAAGGACAGACAUCUACAUCUGCUAAAAGCAAAGUUAUUUCCUGCCAGCAUCACUCGGCCUCAAUCUGCUUUUACCUUCGAUGUGCUAGAUAACUUCCUCAUAGACGCUUUGGAGUGCAAGACCUCAGCUAUGAGUUUCUAUCAAAAGCUACGUCGUUUUACCAACAAUGCUUUCCCUCAUACAAUACCUGAUCGCUACCGUGAACUUAUGCGGGUGUCUCGUAUAUGGAGGGAUUUGGUCAAUAGAAUAAGGUUUGGCUUUGCAUAUGAGUCGGACAGAUCUCCUGGUCCAGGGGAUUUAGCUCUUUAUUGUCCAGCAUGUCCCCAGCCUGGCAUCAACUUACCUUCUUCUUGGAAGGAUACCUAUGACAGUUGGUUGGUCAUGCAAAGAUAUGUUGUCGAUGGAAAUUUUACAGCUCAGCAUAUGAAGAUGAAGACUCCAGAAGAUGAUGUUUCACUAGCAGACGGAAAGGGAUACAUGGUAACAGAAGGACCUUAUGAAACUCACAUAAUAGAAUCUAAAUCAUCUUGCAGCAAUCACCGUGCUGUGAAUGCAGCCAAUGUCCAGAGAAGCAACCUAAGAGCUACAGGAGUUGGGGCAACUGCAUGUGCUAGGCAUGGAUGUUUUGUUCCCCAUGCAGUAGUUGACUUCCAAAAGGGAGAGAGGCAAAUGAACAUGGACUAUUCCAUCUGCAAUGCAUUGAAAUAUCCAUCAGAAGAUAUUGGCAGUGCACUCAUAAUCUAUGAUGUUGCAUGCCAGUGGAGUAUCCACUUCCAUGAACGGGUGAAUCAAAGCUAUCACCUGUCUCUUCCUCAAUCAAUCAAAAUAUUGCCAGCGGUCGGCAAGUUUCAUCUAAGCGCUCAUAAGCUACUGUGCUUUCCCAGAUUCAGCCUUAAUUUUAUUACAGGAGCUGGUCAUAUUGAUGGGGAAAUCUUGGAGACCCUCUGGGCCCCAUUUAACAAGAUUUCCCCAACUGCAAGGUCCAUGACUCUCUCUCACAGACAGGAAGUCUUGGAUGACCAUAUGAGGGAUUCUAAUUGGAAGAAGCUUGUCAGAAUUGGCAAGUCCCCUUUAUUUCUGAGAUCCAUACAGGGCAUUAAAGACACUCAGGGUCCGUAUGAAGAAUUAACGAAGUCUCUUGAUCGGGCCAAUAUUCAGAAAUGGAAGAAGGAAGCUGAACUAGCAGCUCUUCACCGAGGUGAGCUUCUCGACAUCUAUCAGCUCACAAUGGAUAAAGCUCCAACUAUGGCUGAAAUAAGGCUAAGGUUGACUGAAAACGAAGUGUCCACCAAUGGUAGGACUGGGGCUGUUGCAUGGUUGAUCGAGGGUAUCAACAUAGAAAAUGCUCAGUAUGGCCUACGUUCUUCUAUAAGACAACUGCCAGAGGAUCCAACUGCUUCUCAGAGAACUCUGAUGGAAGAAAAAAGGCAGAAACUCUUGUCUCGCAUCAAUAAGUUCCACGAGACUGCAUUGGCUGAUGGAUCUAAUUUUCCAGGAAUUGAAGAGCUGGGGGAAGACAGUAUUUUGGACGUCGGAGAUAAUGCUGACUCACCUGCAGAGGUUGCUGAACUUUGGAUGCCAUCAUGGGGGACAUCUGAUCCGAUCAUGAAUGAUGUUGUUAUUCCAUUACGUCAAGAAGAACUGGAGCUUCGAAAGGGUCAAGCAAAUGACUGCCUGGAAAAGCUUCAUCAAGCUCUCGGUGACAGAUCUGUGGUGUUUCGAGAGAAAUUACACUCCAACAAAUCAAUCCAUCAUCAGGGUACUAGAUCAACAAAGGAACUUCGAAAAAUCACCUUGGCCAUCAACAAACAUGCUCAAGAAUAUCGCAGAUCAAGGGCAGCAAUGCAACGAUUAGGGGCUGAUUCUGAUACAAUGUCAUCUUAUCAAGCCCUAAAGGCUGAGAACCUUACAGUAAGCAAAGAAGUCACUGAGGAAAAUAGGCAUGGUCAGGGUUCUGAUAGGCUAGCUUGGUUUUGGAGAAUCAACAGUGCAGAGGACAGCCAGAAGAGCGAGUGGAUGAAUGAAUUUUAUCAAGUCAAUUGGUUGAAAGCAAAAGCACGAUAUGACCGUUGGAGUGAAGAGCUGAAGUUGGUACAGCAUGAAAUGUGUUGGACAGUAUGGUGGUUUCAGAAGCAGGAGUCGGAGUAG
Molecule: messenger RNA, 2625 nt
Organism: Suillus fuscotomentosus
Lineage: Eukaryota; Fungi; Basidiomycota; Agaricomycetes; Boletales; Suillaceae
Exons: 11
Source: RefSeq, a predicted model, not a curated record